CCACUCCCUUUCCGCUUAACCCGUGAGGAGGAUUCAAACGUGCCUGAGGUGCUGGGUUCUUCUAACGAAGCUAAGGCCUUUGAAUCCGGCGACUAGCACCAUAAGAAUUAGGCAUCCACGUCCUAAACUGUGCUAUUUGUAAAGAAGAAUGGCGUCCGUAUCCGAGCUCGCUUGUAUUUACUCCGCACUCAUCCUCCACGACGACGAAGUCACUGUCACAGAGGACAAGCUGAACGCGCUGAUCAAAGCUGCAGGAGUGACCAUCGAGCCUUUCUGGCCUGGGCUGUUCGCCAAGGCUCUGGCCAGUGUGGACAUCGGUAGCCUGAUCUGCAGUGUGGGAGCUGGUGGCAGUGCCCCUGCUCCAACUGCAGCUGCUGCCCCUGCUGCUGGAGAAGCACCAGCCAAGGAAGAAGAGAAGAAAGAAGAGAAGAAGGAAGAGUCUGAAGAGUCAGAUGACGACAUGGGCUUUGGUCUCUUUGACUAGAGCAAUUUUUCUAGGAAAAAUAAAAACCUGAAACAUUUUU
This is a messenger RNA of Electrophorus electricus (electric eel), 524 nucleotides long. RefSeq names its product ribosomal protein lateral stalk subunit P1 (gene rplp1). Gene Ontology annotation, biological process: translational elongation; cytoplasmic translation. The record is from RefSeq and is a predicted model, not a curated record. Lineage: Eukaryota; Metazoa; Chordata; Actinopteri; Gymnotiformes; Gymnotidae. Gene Ontology annotation, molecular function: structural constituent of ribosome; protein kinase activator activity; ribonucleoprotein complex binding. Gene Ontology annotation, cellular component: cytosolic large ribosomal subunit; ribosome.